This is a messenger RNA of Nothoprocta perdicaria, 1434 nucleotides long. RefSeq names its product proteasome 26S subunit, ATPase 2 (gene PSMC2). Gene Ontology annotation, cellular component: proteasome regulatory particle, base subcomplex. Gene Ontology annotation, biological process: proteasome-mediated ubiquitin-dependent protein catabolic process. Bases 17 to 1318 code for a protein of 433 amino acids. The record is from RefSeq and is a predicted model, not a curated record. The transcript has 12 exons. Gene Ontology annotation, molecular function: ATP binding; proteasome-activating activity; ATP hydrolysis activity. NCBI's taxonomy places the organism in Eukaryota, Metazoa, Chordata, Aves, Tinamiformes, Tinamidae.
GCGCAGCGCGGCCGCCAUGCCGGACUACCUGGGCGCMGACCAGAGGAAGACCAAGGAGGAGGAGAAGGAGGACAAGCCCAUCCGCGCGUUGGAUGAAGGGGACAUUGCCUUGCUGAAAACCUACGGCCAGAGCACAUACUCAAGGCAGAUCAAGCAAGUAGAAGAUGACAUUCAGCAACUUCUUAAGAAAAUCAAUGAGCUUACAGGGAUCAAGGAGUCGGACACCGGCCUGGCUCCUCCAGCCCUCUGGGAUCUUGCUGCAGACAAGCAAACUCUGCAAAGUGAGCAGCCUUURCAGGUUGCAAGGUGUACAAAGAUAAUCAAUGCAGACUCCGAGGAUCCCAAGUACAUUAUCAAUGUCAAGCAGUUUGCUAAGUUUGUGGUGGAUCUCAGUGACCAGGUGGCACCUACUGACAUAGAAGAAGGCAUGAGAGUUGGGGUGGACAGAAACAAGUAUCAGAUCCACAUUCCCUUGCCUCCAAAGAUUGAUCCCACAGUCACCAUGAUGCAAGUAGAAGAGAAACCUGAUGUCACUUACAGUGAUGUGGGUGGUUGUAAAGAGCAGAUUGAAAAGCUGAGAGAAGUGGUUGAAACCCCCCUGCUUCAUCCUGAAAGAUUUGUUAACCUGGGAAUCGAGCCUCCCAAGGGAGUCCUGUUGUUCGGGCCACCUGGAACAGGCAAAACGCUCUGUGCUCGGGCUGUUGCCAACAGGACUGACGCCUGUUUCAUCAGAGUCAUUGGGUCUGAACUGGUGCAGAAAUACGUGGGGGAGGGAGCCCGAAUGGUUCGUGAACUCUUUGAAAUGGCUAGGACUAAAAAAGCCUGUCUCAUUUUCUUCGAUGAAAUUGAUGCCAUUGGAGGCGCCCGCUUCGAUGACGGCGCYGGCGGCGACAACGAGGUGCAGAGGACCAUGCUGGAGCUCAUCAACCAGCUCGACGGCUUCGAUCCCCGGGGCAACAUCAAGGUGCUGAUGGCCACCAACAGGCCCGACACCCUGGACCCAGCGCUCAUGAGGCCUGGCAGGCUCGACAGGAAGAUAGAGUUCAGCCUGCCGGACCCCGAGGGCAGAACUCACAUCUUCAAGAUCCACGCGCGUUCCAUGAGCGUUGAGAGAGACAUCAGGUUUGAGCUGCUGGCUCGGCUGUGUCCUAACAGCACAGGAGCCGAGAUCCGCAGCGUGUGCACCGAGGCCGGCAUGUUCGCCAUCCGCGCGCGCCGCAAGAUCGCCACCGAGAAGGACUUCCUGGAGGCCGUCAACAAAGUCAUUAAAUCGUACGCGAAAUUCAGCGCUACCCCCCGCUACAUGACCUACAACUAACGCUGUGGAAUGUUUCUCCCGUUCCUGUUGUUAAACUUCCUCUUAGGCAAAAGUCCACAUGUAGUAAUGUGUUCCUUGUUCACGGAAGCUGGAAAUAAAUGGGGUGUUCCAAAGAA